AUGUCUGAGCCGCCUUCGACUCGCGUUCAGACCCCAGAUGUCGACUCCUCAGAAGUCCAAAGAACCGCUCACGUCCAAUCCCUCAUGGACCGUCUGCGCGCCAAAAGCCCCAUCUACAACUUCGUCAUGUCCUCGGCGCAACUCAUCAGCACAACGCAGGGCAGCGUAACAACACGCCUCGUACUGAAUGAGAACCAUCUAAACAGCAGUGGAAACUUGCACGGCGCUGUAUCAGCUACCAUCAUUGAUUUCACAACCGGUCUGGCUAUUGCGAGUUGGGAUUUGAGGGAGACGACUGGUGCGAGUGUGGAUAUGCAUAUUAGUUAUCCGAGCACUGCGAAGUUGGGAGAUACGGUUGAGAUUGUCUCGACGGCGGAUAAAGUUGGGGGCAGUGUGGCGUUUACGUCGAUUAGGAUAUCCAAGGUUGAGAAGGAUGGGGGGUUCAAGUUGGUUACGCUUGGACAGCAUACUAAACUCAUUAGAUCUGCUGAGAGAAACGAUGGCUCCUCACUCGACGAUUGA
This is a messenger RNA of Fusarium musae, 522 nucleotides long. RefSeq lists its product as uncharacterized. Bases 1 to 522 code for a protein of 173 amino acids. Gene Ontology annotation, molecular function: fatty acyl-CoA hydrolase activity. NCBI's taxonomy places the organism in Eukaryota, Fungi, Ascomycota, Sordariomycetes, Hypocreales, Nectriaceae. The transcript is spliced from 2 exons. The record is from RefSeq and is a predicted model, not a curated record.